AUUGCAGCAGCUGCUACAGAUUAUAUUGUCGGCUCAAUUAUUGCACCAGGAGCAGGGGGAGACCGGAGAGAUGGAGAGUCAAGUAAACGCUCGUAGCUAUCUCUUGUCUUCCCCUCUCCGAUCCAGCGCACCCUGCAGUCUGCAUUCUAAUCUAGUGCCAGACAGCAACGCCGGCCGGGAGAUCAUGGCGAGCACGGUGGUGAGCAUGGCGAGAUCCAUGCUGGGCGCUGUUAUCAGCGUGGCCGCCUCCGCCGCGGCCACCGAGAUGAGCCUUCUCAUCGGCGUCCGCAAGGACAUCUGGUUUAUGAAAGAUGAGCUAGAGACGAUGCAUGCGUUUCUGGUGACCGCUGAAGCAACCAAGGAAAAUAACAGGCUACUGCAGGUGUGGGCUAAGCAAGUGAGGGACCUAGCCUAUGGUAUUGAGGAUUGCCUUGAUGAAUUUAUGGUAUUGACGUUGAAAACAGAAUUCCCCCCGCUCCCUCCCGCCGCCGCCGCCCCUCCCGCCGCCGCCGGCCGUCGGCCCCGCCCCCCGCCUCCGCCCCCCUUCCGCCCUGCCCCUCCUCCGUCAAGGCCGCCUCGCGCCGCCUCCCCGGGAGGUGGCCGGGGCGGAGCUCGCGCCCCUCGCCCGCGGGAGGCGGCGGUGCAGCCCGGCUUGGCUGCGGUCCGGCGGCCUUGCGGUGGCGGCCGGCGGCCGGCGUGGUGACGGCGCCGCUCCAUGGCGGCGGGGCGGCGUGGUGGUGCUGGGUGGCCGUCGACGCGCCCCCGGCCCAGAUCCGGGCACGUCGGGCCCCAUCUGGGCCCCUGGGGGCCGGCCCCCCGGCAUGGUCUCGCUGUCUGCGGCGCGGUGAGGAGAAGGAGCGGCUCGGACUUGGGGCGUCGGCGCCGAUGGCGUGCCGGCAGCAGCGCGAAGGCGGGAGCUUUACGGGCCCAUGGGGGCUCGGCCGGGCCUGUGGGCCUACGGGCCUGGUGUGCUCCUGCUAUUGCGUCCGGACGGCUACUGUCGCUGACGGUGGAGGUGGGGCCCUCCCGCGUGCCGAUGGUGCUGAUGCCCUAGUCCCGGCUCUGAUUCUUCGUCGUGCUGUCCUCACUUUACGGUGCCAUGGUGAGACGGCGUGGAGGCCUCAUGACCGCGUUGGCGCAGGGUGGUGGUUGGUUUGGUGGCGGGAUCCGGAGCGCCCGAGGUGCGGGUUGGGAUCGGGGGAAACCCCUGUCGGCGUGGCCGACUCCGGCGCGGUGGCGCCUGUGGGUGCCGCCUGACCUUCCGGGAGGGCGUCAGGGGCUACUCUUCCUCUCGCCUCGUCGUGUACCGGGGAAAACCCUUGGCAGCAGUGUCGUCAUCGUCGCGAUCCUUCUUGCAGGUGUUGAUUGGUGCCGGCGCUUCGAAGUCUUGGAGCCUCGUGAAUGAGCCCGGUGGGCCUAGCGAUCGCGAGGCUUCUUUGUUUUUGUUGAUCCGCCGUUGUUGGCAUUUGUUUCUUUUGCUCUUUCUCUGUUGUUUCUUUUGGGCGUGACUGUGCUGCUUCCGCCCCAGCACCUAUUCCUGUAUGAUUCGGUUGGUUGCUUUGUAUACAAAGCAGGGGAAACCCUUUUUCGGU
Triticum aestivum (bread wheat) is the source of this 1592-nucleotide messenger RNA. Its product is annotated as translation initiation factor IF-2. The record is from RefSeq and is a predicted model, not a curated record. Lineage: Eukaryota; Viridiplantae; Streptophyta; Magnoliopsida; Poales; Poaceae.